Molecule: messenger RNA, 918 nt
Organism: Colletotrichum siamense
Lineage: Eukaryota; Fungi; Ascomycota; Sordariomycetes; Glomerellales; Glomerellaceae
Gene: AFT3-1-0
Product: Enoyl-CoA hydratase AFT3-1
Exons: 3
Coding region: 1-918 (305 amino acids)
Source: RefSeq, a predicted model, not a curated record
AUGAACGUCAAAGCUAGUCAGCCCCCUACUUCGUACACUUCUAUCAAUCAUGACAACAUAUCAUUCUCUCAUGUUCCAGCCAACUCACCAACGGCAACGAAGCUGGUCGUGGUGACGCUCAACCGUCCCGAGAAGUACAACGCUAUGACACUGGACAUGUUUCUCACCCUCGAGUCCUUCUUCAACACGGUCAGCGAGGAUGACAGAGUACGUGCGGUAGUCCUGACAGGCGAAGGGUUCAUGGGUAUGGUCGCUUUGAAAGAGACUGAGGACUCCAUGAAUGAGUUUAGAGACUGGGGCGGCCGACUUGCACUUGCCAUCUCAAACUGCAAGAAGCCCACGAUCGUGGCUUUCAAUGGAUCGGCCGUGGGUGUAGGCCUCACCAUGUCUCUUCCUGCCGCCAUCCGGGUUGCUUGGGAGGGUGCCAAAGUCGGCUUUCCUUUUGCUCGUCGUGGCUUGGUCCUCGAGUCGUGCAGCGCCUUCUUCCUCCCCCGACUCAUCGGACUAUCCAAGGCGAGCCACGUCACGACCACUGGAGAUGUGUACCCCGUCGCCGAUCCACUCGUCAACGGGCUGUUCUCCAAGCUUCUGCCCACACCUCAAGACACAGUCGAGUACGCACUCAGGCUAGCGGAGGACAUCGCGGAGAACACGUCCCUGGUUAGCACAAAGAUGAUGCAUGACAUGAUGGUGUACUGUCCUCCAACACCCGAGGAGGCACAUAUCUUGGACUCCAGAAUAUUUGUCCAGAUGGCUGGGACGAACGACAACAUUGAGGGCGUGAAGAGCUUCUUGGAGAAGAGGAAGCCCAAGUUUACGGACACGGUCAGUCGCGAGAGUAUGCCAUUCUGGCCUUGGUGGAAUCCGAGGACGGAUGAUCGUCAGAUUGUGAAAUUCGAGAAUGCUGCUAAGUUGUGA